CGCCAACUGUGUGCCUCGCGCUCUGACAUAGUGUCUUCAGUUCAGACCAGGAAAGGAUCGGCGGCGCCACCUGUGUGCAAGGCCAGGCCUUGGACCGAAACCAGCAAACACGGGGUGCCUACUUUGUGCACCAUUACGGGGUGCAGAGUAUUAUAAACCCAGACCAAGAAAGGAUGGGUGCCAACGGUGUGGUUGGCCGGGACGCCGAGUUACCAGACCCAAACCAGCAAACAGCGCACCGAGUGGUUGUCCCAUGCUCUGCGAGAUCCUAGGAUGUGAAUGGUCCUCAGGAUCUGGGAAUUGUGAGCUUUGGAGGCAGGUAAAUACUGAGAGCCUCCAUGUGCACUUGCUAGGAGUUGGAAAGGAAGCCUCAGAGAAUUCAGGGCCAUGGCACAGAGUUGAUGCUGGGGGGAUACAGACCCAAGAAUGCUCUUGGAAGGAUGAGAUGAGUAUACACAUAAUUAGAGUGCAAGCUGAAAGUAGGCUGGACCAGUGGUAUGUGGCUGAGGCUUUGAGUCCUGCAACUCCCCAGGAGGUCUCAGCUGUGUCUCUUAACAUCUUGGAGGAUCAGCUCUCUCACCACGAAAUGUGUAAUCCUCCCCACAUCUGGGAAGGUUAAGUUUCAGGAAUACUCGUUGGUAAGGGAUGUAGAAAUUAUAGAAUUAUAGAAAAGGGAAACAGGAAAGAUGACCUCAGCUGGUGUUCAGUGCUGUGACGGGUGAUGGAUGUGGAAGGCCAGGGUCAUUGGUGGCUCCCUCUGGGAGGCUAACAGGAUGGUGUGAGGCCUGCUUUCUCUCUAGGUUCAUGGACUUCCUCAGUGUUUGAAUUUUCACUACAAGAAUGUGUUCCUGUAUUGAGUGAUGAAGAAGGAAUGGACAAUCAGACUGUCCUAGCUGUCCAGUCACUGUUGGAUGGCCAAGGAGCAGUUCCUGAUCCAACAGGCCAGAGCGUCAAUGCACCCCCUGCUAUCCAGCCACUGGAUCUCCACGUACAUUACCGUGCCCCCAUCCCCACUGAUCCAGACCCUGGUGCAGGGGAACAUCUUGGUAAGCGAUGACGUGCUCAUGUCUGCCAUGUCAGCCUUCACAUCCCUGGACCAGCCCAUGCCCCAGGGCCCCCCGCCUGUGCAGAGUAGCCUGAACAUGCAUUCCGCGCCGAGCUACCUCACCCAGCCUCCACCUCCUCCUCCACCCCCUCCACCACUGCCUCCACCUCCACCCCCCCAGCCUCCACCACCCCCAUCCCAGAGCCUGGGUCCCUCCGGGCGUCCCAACCCCGGCGGGAAUGGCGUGGUGGAGGUGUAUAGUGCCACAGCACCCCUGACUGGGAAUGGAACGGUGGAGAUCCAGGCAUUGGGAAUGCAGCCCUACCCACCCCUGGAGGUGCCAAACCAGUGUGUGGAGGCUCCAGUAUACCCCACCCCCCAGGUGUACAGCCCUGGCAAACAAGGAUUCAAACCGAAAGGACCAAACCCUGCUGCCCCCAUGACCAGCGCCACCAGGGGUGCAGUGGCCACCUUUGACUCCCCACCAUCGCUGAAGACCCGACGGACCAAAGGUUCCAGUGGACUCCCAGAAGCUGCAGGGAAGCCAAAGGCUCAGAAACUCAAGUGCUCGUAUUGUGACAAGUCAUUCACCAAAAACUUCGACCUGCAGCAGCACAUCCGAAGCCACACUGGUGAGAAGCCCUUCCAGUGCAUUGCAUGUGGCCGUGCCUUUGCCCAGAAGUCUAAUGUCAAGAAACACAUGCAGACCCACAAGGUGUGGCCUCCAGGACGCAGCGGUGGCACCGUCUCUCGCAACUCUGUGACUGUACAGGUCAUGGCCCUGAACCCCAGCAGGCAAGAGGAUGAGGAUAGCACAGGGUUGGGCCAGACCCUGUCGAGCGCCCCGCAGCCCCAGGCCUUGCCCACAGCAGGCGAGGAGGAGGGGGACAAGCUGGAGGCCAAGCAGGUGGUCCUCAUCGAUAGCUCCUACCUGUGCCAGUUCUGCCCCAGCAAGUUCAGUACCUACUUCCAGCUCAAGUCCCACAUGACCCAGCAUAAGAACGAGCAGGUGUACAAGUGUGUGGUCAAAAGCUGCGCGCAGACAUUCCCGAAGCUCGACACGUUUCUGGAGCACAUCAAGAGCCACCAGGAGGAGCUGAGCUACCGCUGCCACCUCUGUGGCAAGGACUUCCCCUCGCUGUACGACCUGGGUGUGCAUCAGUACUCACACAGCCUCCUGCCCCAGCACAGCCCCAAGAAGGACAGUGCCGUCUACAAGUGUGUCAAAUGCGUCAACAAGUACUCCACCCCCGAGGCGCUGGAGCACCACCUGCAGACCGCCACUCACAACUUCCCCUGCCCGCACUGCCAAAAGGUGUUUCCUUGUGAACGCUACCUGCGGCGUCACCUGCCCACCCACGGCAGUGGGGGCAGGUUCAAGUGCCAGGUGUGCAAGAAGUUCUUCCGGCGGGAGCACUACCUCAAACUGCACGCUCACAUCCACUCAGGUGAGAAGCCCUACAAAUGCUCGGUGUGUGAGUCUGCGUUCAACCGCAAGGACAAACUGAAGAGACACAUGUUGAUCCAUGAGCCAUUCAAGAAAUACAAAUGCCCCUUCUCGACACACACGGGCUGCAGUAAGGAGUUCAACCGGCCAGACAAGCUGAAGGCUCAUAUCCUUUCCCACUCCGGCAUGAAGCUCCACAAGUGCGCCUUGUGCAGCAAGUCCUUCAGCCGCCGUGCCCACCUCGCCGAGCACCAGCGCGCCCACACAGGCAACUACAAGUUCCGCUGUGCCGGCUGCGCCAAGGGCUUUUCCCGCCACAAGUACCUCAAGGACCACCGCUGCCGCCUCGGCCCCCAAAAGGACAAGGACCUGCAAGCCCGGCGGCCCCCCCGGAGGAGGGCAGCCCCCCGCAGCGGCAGCACUGGUGGCCGCAAGGUGGUGACGCCCCUGCCUGACCCGCUGGGGCUGGAGGAGCUGAAGGACACAGGGCCUGGGCCAGUGCCCGAGGCCGCCCCAGGCAAGCCGCCCUUCUCGGAGCCGGAUGCCGUGCUGUCCAUCGUAGUUGGGGGGACGGUAGGGGGCGAACCUGAGCUGGUGGUGCCCGGGCAUGCCGAGGGCCUGGGCUCCAACCUGGCCCUGGCGGAGCUGCAGGCAGGGGCCGAGGGCCCGUGUGCCAUGCUUGCUGUGCCUGUCUACAUCCAGGCCUCGGAGUGAUGGACCCAUGGUGUUUGCUCCCACAUCCUGCCUGAUGCUCACCUUUGGGUCCAGGGCCUCUAGGAGCUGGCUAGAGAUCCUUCCCAGUGGAAGUGAGCCAUUGGUCAAAAUCCUUUUGGAACAUGCUCUGUAAACCCUGGCCCAGGGCCGCCUCGCUGUGUCCCCUGUCCUUCUGGGAAGCCCUGCAGCAUUCUGGGAUCUGAGGCAGCUGAGCCUGAAUGGCCCAGGGUCUGGCUGGUCCAGGCUGGUGGUCAGGCUGCCCAUGAGAGAAGACAGGGCAGUCCCACCCACCCCUCCUCCAGGCUGCCUAGGGGCAGCCUCUAGUUAAGCUGCUCUUCAGGGGCCUGAUAUGGUUGGAGCCCUUACCUGUUAAACCUUUUCACAUGCAGUUCUCCCAGCAUCCCCAGAUGACUCUGUGAUGUAGGCAUGUAGGAGGCACUCGAGUGUUGUGGUUAGAGUUCAGCUGUCAGCCAGAUCUGGCUUCAGAUCCAAGCGCUGACACUUACUUGCUGUGUGACCUUGGAUAAGUCACUUGACCUCUCUGAGCCCUGCAUUCCUCAUCUGUACAAUGGGGCUUAUGACAGUACUACCUCAUAGGGCUGUCAUUGGGAUCCAGUAUGAUGAAAUGUACAAAGAGUUUGGCAUAGAGUUUGGCGUAGUGCCCGGCACUCAGAAAGUGCUCAAUAAAUAUUUUUAUCAACAUG
Messenger RNA from Balaenoptera ricei (Rice's whale), 3910 nucleotides. It is a transcript of the gene ZNF341, whose product is annotated as zinc finger protein 341. NCBI's taxonomy places the organism in Eukaryota, Metazoa, Chordata, Mammalia, Artiodactyla, Balaenopteridae. The coding region runs from base 912 to 3206 and encodes 764 amino acids. The record is from RefSeq and is a predicted model, not a curated record. The transcript has 14 exons.